Messenger RNA from Ipomoea nil (Japanese morning glory), 1299 nucleotides. Its product is annotated as aspartic proteinase CDR1-like. The coding region runs from base 1 to 1299 and encodes 432 amino acids. The transcript has a single exon. Gene Ontology annotation, cellular component: extracellular region. The record is from RefSeq and is a predicted model, not a curated record. NCBI's taxonomy places the organism in Eukaryota, Viridiplantae, Streptophyta, Magnoliopsida, Solanales, Convolvulaceae.
AUGUCGUAUAAAUCCAUGGAUUUAACUGUGAUUUUUAUGUUGUCUGUUUUUGCCUUGAUUUCUACAAAAAUUAUUAACGGCUUCACUAUUGAACUCAUCCACCCUAACUCUCCGUCAAACCCUUACCGCAACCCUUCCAACAACAAAUUUGAUCCGAUCCGGCAAGCGUAUAGCAACACUCGCCCACGCGCCGCCUCAAUCCAAAGUCGCCUCAGAGUUAACGUUGACGCUUCUUUCAAAUUCAAGACUGACGUAAAGCCCUUGGAUGGAGGAUACGUCAUGAAGUACUCCAUCGGAACGCCGCCGUUUGAAACCUACGGCGUCGCCGAUACCGGCAGUGACGUCACCUGGACUCAGUGCGAACCAUGCAUCCAUUGCUUCCCGCAAAGCCUACCCAUAUUUGAUCCGAAGCACAGCAAAUCGUACAAGACGGCCACGUGUGACUCAGAUGCGUGUUAUCUCGAUGACUUCCAUUAUUGUUCCGACGACAACGUUUGCCAGUAUGACGUCAGCUACGGCGACGAGUCCCAAAGCGCCGGCGACGUGGUUACCGAUACUCUCACCAUCGGCGACGCUUCGUUUAAGAACGUGGUGCUGGGGUGCGGCCACCGGAAUGACGUCACGUUCUCCAACGGCAUCGCCUCCGGCAUUGUUGGCCUCGGAUACUCUAACGUCUCGAUCGUGAAGCAUUUGAGCGAAGAAAUCGGCGGAAAAUUCGCUCACUGUCUAUCUUCUCAGUCUGAUUCUAAAAGCUAUAUAAGUUUCGGCCCAGACGCCAUAGUUACCGGUCCUGAUUCUGUUUCAACUCAUAUCUCCAUACGCCCCGAAGAACCUCCAUUUUACUGGCUCUCCUUAGAAAGCAUGAGCGUCGGUGAUAAAAACUUCCCGGUCAAGCAAUCUCCACCUGAAACCCCCGGCAACAUUAUCAUUGAUUCAGGGAUGACGAUGACAACCCUCCCGCCCGAUGUGUUCGAUAGUAUGAAAUCCGAAAUGAUGAAACAGAUCCCCGGAAAGACUCCGAUAGAUGAUCCUCAAGGCUUAUUCGGGCUAUGCUACUCGACAAGUAAAAAAAUUAAAGUACCAAAAAUUAUUGCACAUUUCUCAGGGGCUCAUGUAGAAUUGUCACCUCGGGGGUUGUUUGAAGAAGUAGAAGAAGGUAUCUCUUGUUUCACAAUAACUUCAUUCACAUACAUGGAAACAUCCAUCUUCGGCUGUCCAUCCCAAGUAGACUACCAUAUAGGAUAUAAUUUGGAAGAGAUGAUGGUUACCUUCAAGCCUGCGGAUUGCUCCAAAUUUUAA